UCCAAAGCGAGUGGAGGGCUGGGCGUUACGGAGCCAGGAACCAUGGCUUGAUUUUUCGAAGCCUUUCCAUUGCUGGACGCUUUGUCCUCUGAUCUCAGAAAACUCACUUUCUGCCUUAGGUACUUAGCUUCUGGCCCCUGGAGGCUUAGGGAUCGUAAGAAUGCCGUUGGUUCAACAAGCAAGAGCAAGCCUACAAUAAACCCUUGUCCACGGCUUAUUAGAAACUUCAACUCUGAGCCUCCGAGCCAAAACAUAAACAGGGCUUCCUCAGCCUUUGUUAAUUACAAAAUAAAUAAUUCCAGCAGGAAGAGAUUGCCUCUUCGGGAGAUUUCUCGGCCUCCUAGAUGCUUCCAAGUCUAACCAAGUUGACGAUGAUGAUCCACCAUCAGAAGUCCACCGCUUGUCAACUUGUCACCCAAACACAUUUUAAUUCAUAAUUCCCAUUGAACAGAGCGUUGGAGUCCAUGAUAUCGCAGUGAAGGAACAGCGGAGAACUCACAUCUUGACCCACACUCAGAGAGAGAAUGCUAGGAAUGGCAUGAAUCUUUUGAAACCUCAAAGCUUCCCUGCUGCCCCAGUGAGACACCUCCUCCAAAUCGUUCCCAAACAGUUUCACCAACAGUGACAAACAUGUCUGGAACAGCAGCUGGACCCCACCCCUCGGCGUGCGAAGGAGGGGGCGACAUGAAUCCCUCCGCUGAUGCUGGGAGACCCGACUGUCUCAACCUCUCCGGAGUCCCUGAAUCAGUCUCUUUCCACUGAGGACAGCUGGUCGAAAGAGAAUAUGGAGGAGAGCUAUGAAGACAAUGUUCAAUAUUGCUGGUUUGAGUAUAAGAAUCAUAUGGACUCGGUCAAGGACUGGUGUAACUGGACUUUGAUUAGCAGGCAUUACAGCAACCUGCAAUUUUGCUUGGAGUACGAGGCGGAGAGGUUUGGCCGGGGUUUCCCAAAUCCUUUUGCAGAAAGGAUCAUCUUUAAGACUCACCUGAUACACUUUGCCAACUGCUCCCUGGUGCAGCCCACCUUCUCCGAUCCCCCAGAGGAUGUGCUCCUUGCCAUGAUCGUCGCUCCCAUCUGCCUCAUCCCUUUCCUGGUCACUCUUGUGGUGUGGAGGAGUAAAGACAGCGAUGCCCAGGGCUAGGCGGUGCGAUCCUCAGCAGCCACCUUUCCCCUUGCCCCUGCUGGAACUGGGUAUCUCCCCUUCCUGUCUCCUUUUCUCGAUCUCGUCUUCCCCACAGACCUUUGGAUUGGUGGGAAUGGAAGCCAAGUAGAGUCAUGGCACAAUUUCUGUA
Messenger RNA from Onychomys torridus (southern grasshopper mouse), 1292 nucleotides. RefSeq names its product receptor activity modifying protein 2 (gene Ramp2). The transcript has 7 exons. The record is from RefSeq and is a predicted model, not a curated record. NCBI's taxonomy places the organism in Eukaryota, Metazoa, Chordata, Mammalia, Rodentia, Cricetidae. Gene Ontology annotation, molecular function: coreceptor activity. Gene Ontology annotation, biological process: intracellular protein transport; regulation of G protein-coupled receptor signaling pathway; cellular response to hormone stimulus. Gene Ontology annotation, cellular component: membrane; cell surface; signaling receptor complex. Bases 701 to 1141 code for a protein of 146 amino acids.